This is a messenger RNA of Leptonychotes weddellii (Weddell seal), 2633 nucleotides long. Lineage: Eukaryota; Metazoa; Chordata; Mammalia; Carnivora; Phocidae. The record is from RefSeq and is a predicted model, not a curated record.
CCUCUUUUGCAUUUCUUAGGUUUGGAAAAGCCUUUUGACCCAGGAAUCACCAAGAGCUGUUCCAAAAUAGAAGGGCAUAAGAAAUUUAUUCAAACUAGCUUGGCCUGAGUAGGAAGUAAGAAGAGAGUUAUAGACGGGUUGCAUUGAGGAAUGAAGAGCUGCUGUGUGUAUCCACAAAUCUGAUUGACUUGCUCAGGGAGGCUAAAGCAUCUAUCUCCAGAAAUGUCUUUGGAAAGUAAAGAGCAAUAUGAUCUGUCACCCAAGAAUUCAGUUGAAGGAAAUCACCAACACAGUCCUCUGUCUGAUAUGCAUCCGGAGCUUGAAAAGGAAUCAAGUACCAACUUGAAGCAAUUUGAAGCCAGUGAUCAAUGCACACCUUAUCGUAGGAUCCAUAUGGAGCCUCAAGAGAAACCAAGUACUAACUUCAAGCAAUUUGUCACUAAAAAACUGCAGAAGAGUUGCCAGUGCAGUCCAGCCAAAGCCAAAAAUAUGAUUUUGGGUUUCCUUCCUGUUUUGCAAUGGCUCCCAAAAUAUGAUCUGAAGAAAAACAUUUUAGGGGAUGUGAUGUCUGGCCUGAUUGUGGGCAUCUUAUUAGUGCCCCAGUCCAUUGCCUAUUCCCUCUUGGCUGGUCAAGAGCCUAUCUAUGGUCUGUACACGUCUUUUUUUGCCAGCAUCAUUUAUUUCCUGUCGGGCACCUCCCGUCACAUCUCUGUGGGCAUUUUUGGAAUCUUGUGCCUUAUGAUUGGUGAGGUAGUUGACCGAGAACUACACAAAGCUGGCUAUGACACUGCCGAAAACGCGCCUUCUACUUUAGGAAUGGUUUCAAAUGGGAGCACGUUAUUAAACCAGACAUCAGACUGGGUGUGUGACAGAAGUUGCUAUGCAAUUACUGUUGGCAGCACUGUGACCUUUAUGGCUGGAGUUUAUCAGGUAGCGAUGGGCUUCUUCCAAGUGGGCUUUGUUUCUGUCUACCUCUCAGAUGCCUUGCUGAGUGGAUUUGUCACUGGUGCCUCCUUCACUAUUCUUACAUCUCAGGCCAAGUAUCUCCUUGGGCUCAGCCUUCCUCGGAGUAAUGGUGUGGGCUCGCUCAUCACUACUUGGAUACAGAUCUUCAGAAACAUCCAUAAGACCAAUCUCUGUGAUCUCAUCACCAGCCUUUUGUGCCUUUUGGUUCUUUUGCCAACCAAAGAACUCAAUGAGCACUUCAAGUCCAAGCUUAAGGCACCGAUUCCUACUGAACUCAUUGUCAUCGUGGCAGCCACAUUAGCCUCUCAUUUUGGAAAACUAAAUGAGAAAUACAAUACCAGUAUUGCUGGGCCUAUUCCCACGGGGUUUAUGCCACCGAAAGCACCAGACUGGAAUCUAAUUCCUAGUUUGGCUGUAGAUGCAAUAGCUAUUUCGAUCAUUGGUUUUGCUAUCACUGUAUCACUUUCUGAGAUGUUUGCCAAGAAACAUGGCUACACGGUCAAAGCCAAUCAGGAAAUGUAUGCCAUUGGCUUUUGCAAUAUCAUCCCCUCCUUUUUCCACUGCUUUACUACCAGCGCAGCUCUUGCAAAGACCUUGGUUAAAGAAUCAACAGGCUGCCAAACUCAGCUUUCUGGUGUGGUGACAGCCUUGGUUCUUUUGUUGGUCCUCCUGGUAAUAGCUCCUUUAUUCUAUUCCCUUCAGAAAAGUGUCCUUGGUGUAAUCACCAUUGUAAAUCUCCGGGGAGCCCUACGCAAAUUUAAGGAUCUGCCCAACAUGUGGAAGGUUAGCAGAAUGGAUACAGUUAUCUGGUUUGUUACCAUGCUGUCCUCUGCACUGAUAAGUACUGAAAUAGGCCUGCUAAUUGGGGUUUGUUUUUCUAUGUUUUGUGUCAUUCUCCGCACUCAGAAGCCAAAGACUUCGUUGCUUGGUUUGGUGGAAGAGUCUGAAAUCUUUGAAUCCGUGUCUGCUUACAAGAAUCUUCAGACUAAGCCGGGCAUCAAGAUAUUCCGUUUUGUAGCCCCUCUCUACUACAUAAACAAAGAAUGUUUUAAAUCUGCUUUAUACAAAAAAACUCUCAACCCAAUCUUAGUAAAGGCAGCUCAGAAGAAGGCCGCAAAGAGAAAGAUCACAAAGGAAACAGUGAUUCUCAGUGGAAUCCAGGACGAAGUUUCAGUGCAACUUUCCUGUGAUCCCUUGGAGCUUCAUACCAUAGUGAUUGACUGCAGCACAAUACAGUUUUUAGAUACAGCAGGGAUCCAUACACUGAAAGAAGUUCGUAGAGAUUAUGAAGCCAUUGGCAUCCAGGUUCUGCUGGCUCAGUGCAAUCCCUCUGUGAGGGAUUCCCUGGCCUCCGGAGAGUAUUUCAAAGAGGAAGAAGAAAACCUUCUCUUUUAUAGUGUGUAUGAAGCAGUGGCCUUUGCAGAAUAUCAGAAUCAGAAAGGAGUAUGUAUUCCCAAUGGUCUGAGCCUUUCCAGUGACUGACUGAGAAAGUGGAUGGAAAGGAGAAUGAUGUCCAGCCAAUAGGUUAAGGUUUGAAGUAUAUAACAUUUUCUAGUUCCACAGUGGAAACUGUUGCACUUGAAAUUUUAACCUGGGACGCCUGGGUGGCUCAGUCGGUUAAGCAUCUGCCUUCGGCUCAGGUCAUGAUCCUGGAGUCCCGGGAUCGA